GAAACAGAUAUCCCAUCAGCACCAGGAAGCAGUGAUUAUGGUAGCGCCGAUUUUGAUUACACUUAUGGAGAUGAUCGUAGGUUUAUAUUUGAUGGUGCCAGUCAACUGGAAGAUUCUCUGAAAGAAAAUCAAGAUGCGGACAGUGGUAUUGGAACUCUCGAUUGGUCUGAUCAGUGCAAAAAAGCAUUAAAAACACUUCUGCGAAACUCUAAUGGCUGA
This is a messenger RNA of Loa loa (African eye worm), 219 nucleotides long. RefSeq lists its product as hypothetical. Lineage: Eukaryota; Metazoa; Nematoda; Chromadorea; Rhabditida; Onchocercidae. The record is from RefSeq and is a predicted model, not a curated record. The transcript is spliced from 2 exons. The annotation marks the transcript as partial.